AUGUUCCGCAUCACCCCAGGCCUCUGGGACAAGAUCCACCACUUUGCCUCCUUUCCACAGACCGGAGUCUCUCUCCAACAGAUGGUCCUCUUCGGCCAGAAUCCUAGCCAGGGAACUCUCCUCAGAGCCAGCCAGUUCAUCCUCGAGGAGCUGCCCGUCCGCUUGGCCCACCGCUGCAAAGAGCUCGACCAGUUGCCCCACAACCUCAGCGCCAUGCCCUCCAUCAACAAGGUCAAGGACUGGUAUGCCCAGUCCUUCGAGGAGCUCAUUAGCUUCCCUUCAAUAUCUCUGCCUGGCCACGUACGCGAGGCACUCACAGCUCCGGCCACCGACCACUUCGCCCUACCCGAGUCCACCCCCAAUCCUUCCCUUCCUUUCUUCACCGAGGACUACGCCGGCAUGCCCUCCGGCAUGGGCUUGGGCUUGGGCAUCUCCUCUACUUCCCGCGCGGAUGGCAACGGAAAUGGAAACGGAAAUUCCCAGAAGAUGCGCAUACCCAUCGAAAGAAGGUAUUAUUACGAUACGUCCGGAAUUCAGUGGCCACCGGAGGUGCGGGAUUACAACCGGCGGAUCACAAAAACCUUGGAAAUCAUCAAGAAGCGGCACGACCCCACGGUGACCACCGUGGCGCAGGGUGUGCUCGAGUGGAAACGCAGUCAGAAUGCGCGGAACAUCAAUCUCGAUGUCCAGCACUGGCUGGAUCGGUUUUACCUCUCGCGUAUAGGCAUCCGGUUUUUGAUCGGGCAGCAUAUCGCGUUGAAUACUCUUCAACCACAUCCCGACUACGUGGGCAUCAUUUGCACAAGAUCUAACGUGCACGACAUAGUGCAGGAAGCAAUUGAAAACGCCCGCUUCGUCUGUGAAGAGCAUUACGCAAUGUUCAGGGGCCCGCCAGUGCAGCUCAUCUGCCCCAAAGACCUGCACUUUGCGUACGUGCCCGGCCACCUGUCGCACAUCUGCUUCGAGCUGCUCAAGAACUCGCUGCGCGCGGUCGUCGAACGCUUUGGGCACGAGAGCGAGUUGUACCCGACCAUCAAAGUCGUCGUCGUCGAGGGUAAGGAGGACAUUACGAUCAAGAUCUCGGACGAGGGCGGUGGGAUACCCAGGAGCGCCAUUCCCCUCAUCUGGACGUACAUGUACACGACCAUGGAGGGCCAAAACAUCGACCAGGACUUCCAGGCGAGCGAUUUCAAAGCGCCCAUGGCCGGCUUUGGGUACGGCUUGCCGCUGUCGAGAUUGUACGCGAGAUAUUUCGGUGGGGAUUUACGCUUGAUAUCCAUGGACGGGUUCGGUACCGAUGUCUAUAUCCACCUUAACCGGCUUUCGAGCAAUCGGGAACCUCUCCCGUAA
This is a messenger RNA of Sparassis crispa, 1350 nucleotides long. Its product is annotated as [Pyruvate dehydrogenase (acetyl-transferring)] kinase, mitochondrial. Gene Ontology annotation, cellular component: mitochondrion. The transcript has 9 exons. Gene Ontology annotation, biological process: regulation of glucose metabolic process; protein phosphorylation. NCBI's taxonomy places the organism in Eukaryota, Fungi, Basidiomycota, Agaricomycetes, Polyporales, Sparassidaceae. Gene Ontology annotation, molecular function: pyruvate dehydrogenase (acetyl-transferring) kinase activity. The coding region runs from base 1 to 1350 and encodes 449 amino acids. The record is from RefSeq and is a predicted model, not a curated record.